Colius striatus (speckled mousebird) is the source of this 3248-nucleotide messenger RNA. It is a transcript of the gene E2F3, whose product is annotated as E2F transcription factor 3. Gene Ontology annotation, cellular component: RNA polymerase II transcription regulator complex. The transcript has 7 exons. NCBI's taxonomy places the organism in Eukaryota, Metazoa, Chordata, Aves, Coliiformes, Coliidae. The record is from RefSeq and is a predicted model, not a curated record. Gene Ontology annotation, molecular function: protein dimerization activity; DNA-binding transcription factor activity, RNA polymerase II-specific; RNA polymerase II cis-regulatory region sequence-specific DNA binding. Gene Ontology annotation, biological process: regulation of transcription by RNA polymerase II. The coding region runs from base 1 to 1329 and encodes 442 amino acids.
AUGAGAAGGGGACUGCAGCCGCCGGCCCCGGCAGCGCCGCCGCCCGUACCGUCCACGGACUCCAGAGCAGCCCCCGCCGGCUUCCCGGCCCGCUUUGCCGCCGGCACCUUCAUCCAGAUCCGCAGCACCGGCGCGGCGGCGGCGGGGACGCCUUGUGUUGUCUCCUCCUCCUCCACCGCCGCUUCCCAGGCUCCCGGUGCGUUCGGGCCGGCGGCGGACGGGGGCCAUCCGGCCGGCAGCUCGCUGUACUGCACCCCGCACGGACCCGCCGGCAGGACGGCGCUGCUGCAGCCCGCUCUCGCCGGAGGCCGCCCCCCGGCAAAGCGAAGGCUGGAGCUCGGGGAAAGCGGCCACCAGUAUCUGGCUGAAGGAUUAAAGACUCCAAAGGGGAAAGGAAGAGCUGCCACAAGAAGUCCAGAUAGUCCAAAAACUCCAAAAUCUCCCUCAGAAAAGACUCGUUACGAUACAUCCCUCGGCCUUCUAACGAAGAAGUUCAUUCAGCUGCUGAGCCAAUCUCCUGAUGGGGUCUUAGACUUGAACAGAGCCGCAGAGGUCCUCAAGGUGCAAAAAAGGAGGAUUUAUGAUAUCACCAAUGUACUGGAAGGCAUCCAUCUCAUUAAGAAAAAAUCCAAAAACAACAUUCAGUGGAUGGGCUGCAGUCUGUCAGAGGAUGGUGGCAUGCUGGCACAGCGUCAGGGCCUCACGAGGGAGGUGACUGAACUGACUCAGGAAGAGAAGAAACUGGAUGAGCUGAUCCAAAGCUGCACGCUGGACCUCAAGCUGCUAACGGAGGACUCCGAGAAUCAGAGAUUAGCUUAUGUGACGUAUCAAGAUAUUAGAAAAAUUAGUGGCCUUAAAGACCAAACUGUUAUAGUUGUGAAAGCUCCUCCAGAAACAAGACUUGAAGUGCCUGACCCCGUGGAGCAGAGCGCAUUGAUACAUUUAUCCAGUACUCAAGGACCUAUUGAAGUUUAUCUGUGCCCAGAGGAAAACGAUGCCCUCAGUCCAAUGAAAACCUACAGCCAGGACCACAACGGGAAUCUUUCCAAAACCAUUUCCAAAGAAGUGGCUUCUGCUAACUCAGGACAAGGUGACUGCUCAGUAAACAUGGCAACAAUCUCUCCGUUGGCGUCUCCAGCCAACCUGCUCCAGCAGACCGAGGACCAAAUUCCCUCAAACUUUGAAGGACCAUUUGUGAAUUUGCUGCCUCCUCUGCUUCAGGAAGACUAUUUGCUGAGCCUUGGGGAUGAAGAAGGCAUCAGUGACCUCUUCGAUGCUUAUGAUUUAGAGAAGCUUCCUUCCUUGGUGGACGAAUUCAUAUACAGCUGAUUGUCUUAAACGCUGCCCGUUGUCUAAAUGAUGUUUUUAAUGGAAUCAAAAAACCUGCCGUCUGAAUUCAGAGUUCUCUGCUACUUACUCUAAAAUAGCGUUAUUAAACAAACUAGGUGGAUGUUUCAGUUAAAUACUCCCUCAAAUACUAGAAAGGAGGAGGUGUGAAGGCUUUUUUUUGCAGCAAGGCCUUCCCCUUGGCCCUGAGCUCCAGCACCUUGAGAGUCAGCGAGCAGGUGACCGUGAAAGUUUUGUCUCCACGCUUCCCCCCUUCCUCCUCCCCAAGUCUCUGCUUACGGGGAAGGGCUCAAUGAACUGAUUUAGUCCUCAAACAACAAUUUUAUACUAGUAUUUCAGGUUGUGCCUUCUGCAGAGAAUGCAUGUGUCUCUCUCUUUUGGUUUUCCCCCCUUUCCCGAGUGUCGCAACACGGAUUGUACCUGCAGCUGAACGUAAACACGAAGUAACGCAACAGAUAUUGCAAAGAUGGAAAGGUAUGAAGCUCUUGCCACUUCUUGGAGUAAUCUCAGAUUUUAAAAUAUGCUCUUUUGUGUGUGUGUGUGUGUGUGAAAGUAGUUUCUGUUGGUUGGGGUUUCUUUUUAAGCUAGAUCGAAGAUGCACAGUUCAAUUUUACAGCCCCCGGUGUGCAUUAGAACUGGUACAUAAAUUUCUUUGUGGUACUAAGUGGGGCUUUGUGUUAAGUGCCUACUGGAGAUGCACUGUGGGUUUUUCCCUCGGUGGAAAACACUUCUGCCAAGCUUUGUUUGCUCAAUACAUCAUAUUUAUCUCAGUGGGUUGGCUUCCUCCGCUUCCAGCUUUUGACAAUUCCCUUUGCCAGCAGAAUGGAACUGAUUUCUUUCUUUUUCUCUCCAAAGUACAUAACUGUAAGUACCACAUCGACUCAGCCACAUUUGUUUUUCUGCAGAUCUUUGGUAGCAUAGCACCAAUAUUUAUUUUCUUUGAAGGUGAGAAGAGUUCUAAGAAGUCUUAAAAGAAUUUGGUGGGGUUUCUUUUUGGUUUGAGUGUAAAAUACGUUGCCACGUUCUGGGCUAAAUGAAAUGUGGAUUAAAUGACACCCAUGUAACCCUUAAUAUUUGCAUUACUGGUGUGCUUAUCUGACAUACUCAUCAGUACGACCUGUACUGUAGCAGAAUAUCCCAAAUGCAGGUUUUCUGGUACCAUUGAGUUGCUGCUACAAAAGCUCACACACGAGAAGGCAAGAAGUCCCAGUACUCAUCAGAAAACUAUGACUGUGUGAGCUUUGGAAUAUAACAGAUGUAUAAAAGGCAACACAUAGAGAACUGUUAAACAGUGUUAAGUGUGUGUUUAUAUGUACAAACGUGUGCAUAGCUCCUUCAGCAGUUGUAUUUAAGUUGAUGUACGUUCUCAACUCACACUUUUAGUUUCCCUAGCAGUUUUGUACAAUAGAGAAUUGAUUUGUAAACACUGCCAGAAGAUUUUUUUUUCUAGCUGGUUUGUAAUUUUUUUAAGAUGGUUUUGUUGGGUUUCUUUCUAUCAUUAUUUUUAGAUGUGGACCUGUAAAUAAAAACUGUAGUAUUUAAAAGCUUUUCGUCUCGUGGAAGAGCAAAGAGUCGUGUGAGCAUGAAGAGAGACAAAGGGGCACUUUUGUGGGGGGAGAGAAAAUGAAGACUAACGCAGACCAUCUUGUUUUCUUUGUACAAAUUAGACACUUGUCCCAGUGUGUGUGGGCAAAAUACUAAUCUAACUUAGCUUUGCAUUGUAUGCUAGUUGAAAAAAAAAACACCUCUGUAAAAUACUGUAAAAAAAAAAGACAAACGACAAAACCCAACAAAAAAAAAAAGCUUUUAUGGUGAGUUUUGUAAAUAGAUUUAUUAAGGGAUGACCUGUUCUCUAGCUGUGAUCUUACCACUUCCAAUGGAUGUCAUUUGAAUAAAUUUUG